GGGGACUAGCUGUCUGGCGCCAUCUAAAGGAACCGUUCCAAAAAUAAAAUCGCGUCUACAAUAUACGUAUUUUGCGGGUAUAACUUCAAUCAGAUAUUAAUUCUAUAUUCAACCGAUCGGACAAACAGAAAUCAUAAUCAUCGAUUAGAUCGAUCGAAUCCAUGGAAUCGUUGAAGGAGGACGAAGAAUACAAUUGGAGGGAAGUGAAGCUCCCGUCGCUGAUACCGGUGGUUCCGCCGCCAGAACUGGACAGGGAGACCGGAGAGCGGCGCAGAGGCCGGGACAUAAUCAUUGCUAUCGAUCACGGCCCUAACAGCAAACACGCUUUUGAUUGGGCCAUCGCUCAUCUCUGCCGUCUCGCCGAUACCAUCCAUCUCGUCCACGCCGUUUCCAGCUUGAAAAAUGAGAUUGUGUACGAGAUGACACAAGGGCUUAUGGAGAAGCUUUCCGUCGAGGCUUUUGAAGUUGCCAUGGUAAAGACGCAGGCUAGAAUUGUGGAAGGAGAAGCAGGUAAGGCUAUAUGCAAGGAAGCAGAAAGGUUGAAGCCCGCAGCUGUGGUUAUGGGUACUAGGGGAAGAGGCUUAAUCCAAAGUGUCUUACAAGGUAGUUUUAGUGAGUACUGCUUUCACAACUGUAAAGCAGCUCCUGUAAUCAUAGUACCUGGAAAAGAUGCUGGAGAUGAAUCAGUGCUUUAGUGGAUCUAAGGUUUGGCUUUGAUUUGUGACCGAUAUAUUUGGUAGCUGUAGCUGUUUUAUGUAGAUCAGGUGACCUUACUAAGUAUUGUUGAUUUGCUUGACCAUAUAUCAAAGAAUUAUGUAAUACAUUGGUGUAUUGCGAUGAGUGUGUGUGUUCGGGUGUGUUGUCUUACCUGUCUAUUAGUCUAUAUUGGUUAAUGGAAAUCUUGUUGAAACACCAAAACUAUCUGUCCAAAAUCUUUUUGUAAUACAACCAUCAUGUUAUUUUAUAUUUUAAGU
Messenger RNA from Cuscuta europaea, 974 nucleotides. The record is from the annotation of a GenBank genome assembly. Lineage: Eukaryota; Viridiplantae; Streptophyta; Magnoliopsida; Solanales; Convolvulaceae.